Messenger RNA from Frankliniella occidentalis (western flower thrips), 1566 nucleotides. Its product is annotated as histone-lysine N-methyltransferase PRDM9-like. Gene Ontology annotation, biological process: regulation of DNA-templated transcription. The record is from RefSeq and is a predicted model, not a curated record. The transcript has 5 exons. Lineage: Eukaryota; Metazoa; Arthropoda; Insecta; Thysanoptera; Thripidae. Bases 1 to 1566 code for a protein of 521 amino acids. Gene Ontology annotation, molecular function: histone methyltransferase activity; protein binding. Gene Ontology annotation, cellular component: nucleus.
AUGGAGAGCAGCUCUAGUUCAGAUGAAAGUGAAUAUGACGACAUCCAAGAAUUCUUCCCAGCAAGCGAAUGGAGAGAAAUGUCGUCCUACGAAAAGGGCAGCUACAGGAACGCAAAGAGGAACUUCAGUGCCAUGCAACAGGCGGGACUAACUCCCAAAGUACCCCAUUGGAUGCAGAGGAAUUUUAAAGUUGUGAAGAAGCCAGCAGCGAAGCGGGUUAAAUCAGUCGAGGAGGACGAAGACUUCGACGAGAAAGAUUUAGAAUGGUCCCCUCGAAAGGAAAACCAGACAGGAACGUUUUGCGACGACUGCGGCAGAGAGUGGGAGGGAGAUUGCCCUGAGCACGGACCUCUCCAGGUCAUCCCGGAUUCAGAGGUGACUAUACACAUUUCAGACUGUGGUGGUUCGGAGUGUCUUUUCCCUAGUAUCUCGGCAGCAUUUCUUACGAUCUCUCCUCCUUUCCUCCCGCUGCUGCUCCAGGUCGCCGUCAACGACCCGGAGCGGGCACUUCGCUCGCUGCCGAGCUGCCUGGCGGUGCACGACAGCAAGAUCCAGGGGGCGGGCCAAGGCGUCUGGGCCAAGCAAGCCAUCUCUAGGCGGGUACGCUUCGGUCCAUAUGAGGGUGACAUCACCAAGAAGAAGGAGACGGGGUACGGCUGGGAGAUCCGCCGUGAGGGGAAGACAGUGCACUGCGUGGACGCUCUGGACCCGGCGCACUCCAACUGGAUGCGCUUUGUCAACUGUGCUCGCAACAAGGGAGAAGAGAACCUGCACCCGUACCAGUACCACGGCAAGCUGUACUACCGCACGGUGUGCGACAUCCCGGCGAACACCGAGCUGCUCGUGUGGUACGGGGACUCGUACGGCAAGGAGCUGGGCAUCGACCCCAAGGACUACAGGGAGCCGGCCAGCGACGCGCGCGCCUUCACUGGAACCUUCCCCUGCGAGCAGCAAUGCGGCAUUUGUUUCGUAAGUCCUCUGCUGCUGGCGCAGCACCGACGAUCGGGUCGCUGCCAGGCAGAGAUCAACCGCCGCCGGGCUUGCGGUGCUCCUGGGGCUGAGGCUCCUGGGGCUGCGGGCGCCAGUACCGGCGCGGCGGCUGCGGGCUCGGGGGAAGACCAGCGGCGCACCCAGGGCAAGCAUAGCUGUGGCGUGUGCGGGGCUGCCUUCGGGGAUAGCUCCAAGCUGGAGAGACACAUGCGCAUUCACACCGGAGAGAAGCCGUUCACCUGCACCACCUGCGGGACUGCAUUCAAUGAUCAGACCAACCUCCAGCGGCACAUGCGCAUAGUCCACACCAUGGAGAAGCUCUUCAGCUGCGCCACCUGCGGGGCUGCAUUCAAUUUGAAAGGCAGCCUCCAGCGGCAUAUGCACACCCACACCGGGGAGAGGCCGUUCAGCUGCGCCACGUGCGGGGCUGCAUUCAACAGGAGCAACAUCCUCAAGGACCACAUGCGCACCCACACCGGGGAGAAGCCGUUCAGCUGCACCACCUGCGGGUCGGCAUUCACGCGGAGCGGCAACCUCAAGGGCCACAUGCGCACCCAACACAGGGAGCAGCCCUGA